AUGAAUCAAGAGAAAAAUGAAUGGUCCGAAUAUUUUAACGCCCAUCAAGUGCUGGCUAUUGGACUCAUAACAUCCCAUUUGGGUUUAGCGCCUAAAAUACUGGGCUGCCGGUAUUUCAGCGGUAGUGAUGAUCGCAACCCGAGAGCAGUAGCACUACUGGCGCAACGGUUGGCGCGAUUGCACUCAACGGAAAUGCCGGUCCCUAAAGACAAAUCGCAUGAAUUUAUAAACAAUAUUUUUGGCAUCAAAUGGUUUGAUGAAAGACAGAGACAGUCAUUACGUGAGGGAAAGACUUAUCAGGAAAUACAGAAACACCGAUACGAGACGUUUGAGACAUUGGAUCUGUUGGCAGAGAUGUCAUGGCUUAAGAAUAUUGUGGUCGACCUCAAGAGUCCGAUUGUCUUCUCUCACAAUGACUUCAAUCGGAAAAACAUUUUAAUGCGCGAAACAAACGAUGAAAACUCGCAACAAAUGGACAUUUAUUUUAUUGAUUUUGAUUUCUCAACGUAUAAUCAUAGGGGCAUUGAUUUUGGCCAUUAUUUCAGCAGUUGGGGUCAAAACGAUGCACAGUUUGGUUUGGCUGACUACCCGACAGAUGACCAGAUGCUGGUCUUCAUCGACGCCUAUAUCCGGGAAAUGACAGCAAUUAAUGGCAACUCUUUUACACAAUUGGAGAUCAAUUCACACCAAAGGCUUAUAAAGGAGGCCAAAGUGUUUUCAUUGGUUACAUUUAUUAUUGACACCCAGUGGUGCAUAUAUCAAGUAGAGUAUCAGGAUCAAACUGAGGCAAUGAUAAAUUCCGAGAAGAGGUUUAAAUGUUAUCACAAUCUGAAGAAACAAAUACAAAAAGAGUAUUCAUUAUAA
Messenger RNA from Medioppia subpectinata, 864 nucleotides. NCBI's taxonomy places the organism in Eukaryota, Metazoa, Arthropoda, Arachnida, Sarcoptiformes, Oppiidae. The record is from the annotation of a GenBank genome assembly.